Molecule: messenger RNA, 904 nt
Organism: Eurypyga helias (sunbittern)
Lineage: Eukaryota; Metazoa; Chordata; Aves; Eurypygiformes; Eurypygidae
Gene: RAD51AP1
Product: RAD51 associated protein 1
Exons: 7
Biological process (GO): double-strand break repair via homologous recombination; interstrand cross-link repair
Molecular function (GO): double-stranded DNA binding; single-stranded DNA binding
Source: RefSeq, a predicted model, not a curated record
AUGAAGACUUUGCGUGUAUAGCUGCGCCUUCAAGCAAAAAGUCAAGAACACAACUCAGGGAACCAAAGACGGAGAAAAAAGAGAAGCAAAAAAAGCCACCGAAAGAAUUGAGUCCAUCGCAAAAGCAGACACCUAGUAAAAGGAUAUCCUUGGAUGACAAACUAUAUCAAAGAGAUUUGGAAGUUGCCUUAGCCUUAUCCGUCAAAGAAAAAUCUGCAAAUAUCCUUGAGGUCCAAAAUCCAGAAGAACAAGGUAAGAAUGUGGAAUCAGAAAAUGGACAUGGGAGACCUCUUUUUUCCAACUGCAGUGUAGACAGUAAACUUUUAGGUCUCGAUCAGGUUAUGGAUGCUGACGUACUUAGGGAUGACUGCGGGCAAAGGACAGCAGCCUCUAAAGUUGCAGCAGAUCGGAAAUUACUGUCCGUUGGCAGUGAUGACGGAGAGGAUGCUACUGACUCUGAGCCAGAUGCUGUACCCAGUGAGGAGUCAGAAGAGGAUUCAGAUUAUUGUGAAGGUGAUGAUGAAGACUUUGCUGUGGAAAAGAAGAAAGCCAAAGGAAAUAAAAAGAAAACCAAACAAAAGGUGCCAGCUGUAAGAGAGAAGACGACUUUCAAAUCCAAGAUUAAUACUACAGUAUCACCUGUAGUUUCUUCUUCACGGAUAACGGAACAAAAAUGUGAGCCAGCACAAAAGAUGGUGUCCAGUCCUUCAGAACCAGUUGGGAGGCCUUUGCAUACAUCAAGUCCUGUAACUGACAGGAAGCCCAAGUGGAUACCACCAGCUGCAUCGGGAAGCAGUAGUAACUCCAUGAAAUUCGCUUUGGUUAAGUCGCCUACUCAGUGUCUUAGACUCGGCCUCUCCAGACUAGCGAGAGUCAAACCACUGCAUCCCAGUGCUGCCAGCAG